Melopsittacus undulatus (budgerigar) is the source of this 782-nucleotide messenger RNA. It is a transcript of the gene HSPB9, whose product is annotated as heat shock protein family B (small) member 9. The record is from RefSeq and is a predicted model, not a curated record. Gene Ontology annotation, cellular component: nucleus; cytoplasm. Lineage: Eukaryota; Metazoa; Chordata; Aves; Psittaciformes; Psittaculidae. The coding region runs from base 65 to 649 and encodes 194 amino acids. Gene Ontology annotation, biological process: response to heat; protein refolding. The transcript has a single exon.
AGCAGCAGCAGCAGCAGCAGCAGCACCAGCAGCACCAGCAGCACCAGCAGCAGCACCAGCAGCGAUGCUUUGCCGAAUGCAUCUGGCACCAUUCGCCUCCAGCGCCCUGGCCUCCCAGCUGGGCACCGUGAGGACCCUCUGGCCGCACGCAGAGACCAUCUUCACUGAGCUGCAGCAGGAGAUGGAGAAAGCUCGGGAGUUCAUGAGCAGCUUCGAGCAGCUCCUGAGCAGCCAAGCAGCCAACGCCUUGGAGCGAGCCCCGCGCACCAGCACUGCCCUGACCCAGGGCUCCGGUGAGGGCUUCUCCAUCUGCCAGGACGUGAAGAACUUCACCCCCGAGCAGCUGUCGGUGAAGAUGGUGGGCAGGAAGGUGGUGCUGGUGGGGCAGAAGGAGACGCAGAACGUCGAUGACAAAGGCUCCUUCUCCUACAAGUACGAGGUGCUGAAGCGCGAGUGGGACGUGCCCGAGGAGGUGGACGUCGAGGCGCUGACGUGCUCCCUGUCCAAGGAGGGGCAGCUCCGCAUCGAGGCCCCCCGGCUGGCACUGCCGGCUGCCCCGGAGAGGAACGUGCCCAUCCAGGUCAGCACCACAGCCUCGCAUCCUGGAGCAGCCACCCAGGACGGAGCUGCCACCAAAGCUCAGGUGUAACAGGACGGAGCCGGCAGCCAGCGGCAGGACCAGAGCGAGUGCCGGGCGUUAGCCUGGACAAGCUCCAUCAAUGAUGUCAGUUUUCAUUACACUGGAAUGCUUUUGUAUCCAAUAAAAGUACUUUUGCAUGGAA